This is a messenger RNA of Osmia bicornis bicornis, 2242 nucleotides long. RefSeq names its product melanization protease 1. Bases 752 to 1906 code for a protein of 384 amino acids. Gene Ontology annotation, biological process: proteolysis. The transcript has 5 exons. Gene Ontology annotation, molecular function: serine-type endopeptidase activity. Lineage: Eukaryota; Metazoa; Arthropoda; Insecta; Hymenoptera; Megachilidae. The record is from RefSeq and is a predicted model, not a curated record.
ACUGAUAAUAUGAACUAAUCUUUGCAAUUUAUUAUUAAAUUAUAUCAGCUCUGUGACUAACACAAUGCCUUGAGAACAACACAGGGAAAUACUUUAUUACCGUUUCUACCGAGAAUCGGCGUUACCUGUCGCGUGACGUAAAAUCGUUCGACGUCGAAAUUGGGAAUUCCUGUAUCUCACGAUUAAUGAUCUAGAAGGAGAUCGAAUGACGAGAAUACGUAUUCCUGGAAGUAUAAGUUCUCUCAUGGUCAAACUACCUCGGAGGAAUCAGCAAAUGCACCGUCAAAUAUAAGAAGAGAUGAGAAAAAUAUUAUUAUCAACUGUUACCGAAAAGAAAAAUAUUCAACCGGUCAACAAAAGGAGCAUCGGUCACGAUUGAAAAUCAUGCAUUCUCAUUAAGUGGAAGAAUUUUCCUGGUAGCCCCUACUCCCACGACCUUUCCUUCUUUUCUUCUUUAAUUUGCAAGACUUAUUGAACUCGCAAUCAGCAGAGGGCAGCAGUUAGUACAGCGAAGACGAUCGCGCGAGAUCCUCAUCCGCGGUAGCAGCAAAUGUAUAAACAGUUUUCAAAACUGGUUUAUCCGCUUCGUCGCUGGAUUCGAAAAAUCGUAUGAGCGCGACACUGUUGUGCCUCGAAACAGGAUUUCCUUGUUUUUCGUCGUAAAGAUUUAAAUGAGGAAGAGAGAAGCGACAGACUACCUCUGAAUUUUAUUCAAGAAAGACAGUACAGGUGAACCGCGCUUGAAAGCAACAUGAUUCGUCGCACGCUACUGUUUUUGCUUUUGGUUUUGCACGAGAUCAGUUCACAAGAUCGAUGUACCACACCUGAGAGCAAAGCUGGCACGUGCAUUAAUAUACGAGAGUGUGAAACGUUGGUAGAAAUUCUGAAACAACGAAAACCAUUAACCAGAGAAUUUCUGGAUUACCUGAAUAGUCUACAAUGCGGCUUCGAGGGCACGAAUCCGAAGGUGUGCUGCGAACUCCAGCAGAGUUUACCGCCGACACCGUUGAGCACUACGGAAACACCAGACGGGUCAACCACGGUUCCCGAUCCCCCGGACGUCUCUGGACAUGUGAAUUUACGGUUGUUGAAUAACGACGAGUGCGGACCGGUCACGCAACAGAAAAUCGUCGGCGGUAAUAAAACCGGCGUGUUUGAUUAUCCGUGGAUGGCGUUACUGUUUUACAACACCGGUAGACCGAUUCCAGAAUACCGAUGCGGUGGAUCCCUGAUUACCAAACGAUACGUCCUCACCGCUGCUCAUUGCGUUACCUUGUUACCUCCUAAUCUGACGUUGGUCGGAGUGCGAUUAGGAGAACACAAUUUGGCCACGCAACGUGAUUGCGACAGGGAAGCGGACGGUCUCGAAGUGGUUUGCGCCGAAAGGUAUCAAGACUUUGGUAUAGAAAGCACCCAUUCUCAUCCAGAGUACUCGAGAGAAAAAUUACACAACGAUAUCGCUUUGAUACGAUUGAAUGCGGACGCUGAUUUUCGACCGCAAAAUGUUCGACCGAUCUGCAUGCCGUUUGGAUCAGCCGCCACUUUGAGCAAGAGAAAAGUGACAGUAACGGGUUGGGGCGCCACAGACCUUGGACCACGCAGUCAAGAGUUGCUGCAGGUUCAAUUAUCACUGGUUAAUACGGAAGAGUGUGCAAACAUUUAUAAGAGAAAGACGCAAAUCUGGUAUAAACAAAUGUGUGCUGGUGGUAAAAGAGGAAUGGAUUCUUGCUCGGGAGACAGCGGUGGACCGCUUCAGGCUCCUGAAAUAUAUAACGGCAAUGUAAAAUAUGUACAGUACGGAAUUGUUAGCUUUGGGCCAAAUAAUUGUGGUACAGAAGGAGCUCCCGGUGUUUAUACCAGGGUUACAUAUUACAUGGACUGGAUCCUAAGCAUCAUUAAGGAGUAAAGUAACAUACGCGAAUUAAAUUAUUGAUAAAGUUGCAUUUAUACAGCUGAUAACUUACCGCUGAACCUUCGUUUUUUUAACGCAAUCAGUGUAUUGCACUAGAAGCAGCAUUCUACUUUAUCUUUGAAUUUUUUUACUUGCAGUAAUAGAUAUGUUACGAUUAUACAUGAUUGUAUAUAUGUAUAUGCACAUGUUGAUCGCAUACACGAUUCAACAUGUUUCACACGAACCAGUUUUUUAACUAACAAUAUUCCAAUGAAUUUUCACGAAUUGAAUUUCUAUUUUUAAUACAUGUAUAGAAUUAAAUAUAAAGUUUAGAAACUUACAGGUACUAGA